Molecule: messenger RNA, 1425 nt
Organism: Scaptodrosophila lebanonensis
Lineage: Eukaryota; Metazoa; Arthropoda; Insecta; Diptera; Drosophilidae
Exons: 1
Coding region: 138-1325 (395 amino acids)
Source: RefSeq, a predicted model, not a curated record
GAAUAUUUUAGUUUGUAUAACAUAGCAAAAAUUAAGGAUAAACUGUCGCAACAGCCUUUUAUUGAACAGAACAGCAUCCAAGUUGUUCUGGUAAUUUCAAAAGUUAUAGAUAAAAACAGAAAGAAAAAGAAAACAUAAUGCCGGUGAAGUUGGAGCUAACAAUGGAGGAGCUGGUCCGCAUUGCGCUGGGCGUUCCGGAACUAACCCGCGUCAACGUUGCAGUUCUACAGAGCCUGCUCGUCAUGCUAAUGAAGAAAAUCAAUUGUCAGAAUGAUUUGGUCACCAUAACUGGCUUUGAAUCCAAGUGCAUGGAGAAGAUUCUGGAGCAAUCAAAAAUCUCACCAAUACCGUUCAACGAUGAGAACAUUGUGCCCAUUUCUGAGAAGCUGGACAAGGUCAGCAGCAUGGAGAAGCGCAUCGAGGAGCUCGAGCACAAAUUGGAGCAGCAUUUUCAACAAAUACGCAUUUGCAACAAGGUGAACGACAAAAAGUAUCAAAUGAGCACCUGGGAGAAAUACUCAUCGCCCUGCGAGGAUCUGUGCACCGCCUGCGAUGAGGAUAACAAGAUCGCCUGCAGUCUGCUGCAGAACAUGGACUUCAUGAAGAAGCUGUUGCGUCGCGUUGCCACGCCCAUAUUGGACCAGCUGGAUGAGAUAUCCGCAAAGCUGGAGCGCUUCUAUGAGACGCUCAAAGCGUUCCUGAAAAAGGCCGAUGAGCUCUUCGAGCGUCUUGAAUUGGUCAAGCAGUGUGUGGUGGAAAUUGAGAAUCUGCGCAAACUGGUCGAGGAAUACAAUCUAACAUUCAUCGGCACCAUGGAGGAGCUGCAGGACAUGCUGGACUCCAAACUGGACAAGGUGCACAUGCCGGCUCUAAAAAAGUACAUACGCGAUCGCUUCGACGACAUCGAAGUGCGUCUCGUUCAGAUCGAAUCCAAGGAGACCUGCCCACGUGCCGCUGGCUUUAUCAACACGAACCUCAAGUGUCUGUCCUGUGGCAACACCAACAUCGGCGUCGAUGUGGGUCCUCAGACCAUGGGCCUGUUGCCUAAAGCAGUGCCUGGAAAGUUCAAGGAAGUGGCGCAUCCGCAUGGCAAGGAUCAUCCCACAACUCGCAGCUCCAUGACCUCGCACCUGGCAGACAACUGUUCCAAGGCAACGGUGUGCCGUGCUCUCGAAAAGGAGCCAACCAUUAUGGUGCGUGUCCAUAACAUGAACCUCGAUAUGCUCGCCCAGCGCCUCAAUCGACCAACUACUGGCAAGUUUUGCAAACUCCCCGAGGCCAACGAUACCAUCUAUGGUGUGCGUAAUUCUUGUUUUUCUGGUUAGCAUUCCAUGCAAUUUGCAUAUUGUUUAGUGAAGAGAACUCGUGUUUCCCUCUAAAUUCGUUUGCAAAAGUAUAAAUAAAUGUAUUACAAAAAAAGCAUAA